AUGUCGCGAUUUCUUCAAUUACCACAGUCUAGUAGUACUUCUAAUUCUAAUAAUGAACAAAUAUUAAAUAAACAAGACCAAUCUAAACCACAGUCCGUCGUAGAAAAUGUUUUUAAUGAAAAUUUAGAUAUUGCUUUACCACCUUCAAGUGAAAAAAGUGAAAAGCCAAUACCACAGUCUAGUAGUACUUCUAAUUCUAAUAAUGAACAAAUAUUAAAUAAACAAGACCAAUCUAAACCACAGUCCGUCGUAGAAAAUGUUUUUAAUGAAAAUUUAGAUAUUGCUUUACCACCUUCAAGUGAAAAAAGUGAAAAGCCAAUAUCGCAUAAUCUAGAUUCAACAACUAUUUUAAAUGUUGUUAAAGACAUAGACGUCUUAUCAGACCCUUAUAACUGGCCAGAUUCUAUAAAUUCCUACCUAAGAGUUGAUUUAGUCAAACUUGGACCAAGAAGAAAUAUUAACAUAAAAUAUCCUAUUAGCUCAAUUGAUAAAACUGAAAGACAAUUUUCUAAUAGUUUGUAUUCUAGAAAAUUAUCUAAUGGUGAGUUUAUUGAUCGUCAGUGGCUAGUAUAUAGUGUUUCGAGUGAUCGCGUCUAUUGUUUUUGUUGUAAACUUUUUCCAAGUCACGCAACGAAUCUACGUAUUAGUUCUUUGGCUACUGUUGGUUUAAGGGACUGGAAACAUAUAUCUGAAAGAUUGAAAACGCAUGAAAUUUCUCAAGCUCACAUAAAAAGUGCAAUUGAUUGGUCAGAAUUGAGGCAAAGAUUAGGAAAAUUAGAGACUAUUGAUAAAGCCCAUCAGAUACUCUUAGAAAAAGAAAAAAAUCAUUGGAAAGAAGUCUUAAAGCGUAUUAUAGCGGCAAUACAUUUUUUGGCUAAGCAUAACGACGCAUUUAGAGGUAACACGGACAUUCUUUACCAACCUAAUAAUGGCAAAUUUCUAGGUCUGAUGGAAAUGUUUGCCAAAUUUGACCCUUUCAUUUUUGAACAUUUGAAAAGAAUAAGAGAUCAUAAAACUCAUACUCAUUACCUAGGGCAUGAUAUACAAAAUGAGUUAAUUGAGAUAAUGGCCAGCGAAAUAAAUAAAAAAAUUAUUCAAAAAAUUAAAUCUGCCAAAUAUUAUGCCGUUAUUAUGGAUUGUACGCCAGACAUAAGCCGCCAAGAGCAACUUUCUUUAGUUAUUAGAAUUGUAGACAUGAGUUUAGACGAUGAAUUUACAAAUCCUACUAUUAAGGAAUUCUUUAUAGAUUUUACAAAUAUUUGUUCUUCUACUGGGUUAAAUCUUUCGAAUGUACUUUUAAAAAAAUUAAAAGAUUAUGAUAUUGAUAUAGCUGACUGCCGUGGACAGGGUUACGAUAACGGUGCCAAUAUGGUUGGUCAAUAUCAAGGUGUCCAAAGUAGAAUUUUAAAUCAGAACCCUCGAGCUUUGUUUAUGCCUUGUUGGGCACAUAGCCUCAAUCUAGUUCUAAAAGAUACGGCUAAAACCUCUGCACGAGCUAUGCACUUUUUUGGGACUAUAGAAAGAAUAUUUACUAUAUUUUCAGCAUCGACUGCUCGAUGGGGUAUUUUUAAAAAACAUUGCCAUCAAUGGACUGUUAAAAAGUGGUCAGAAACCAGGUGGGAAAGUCGCCACUCAAGUGUUAAAGCGAUUAGGUUUCAGGUUAAGGAAAUCAUAGAUGCUUUAGAUGAAAUUAAUGAAACAACUAAUGAUUCCAUGAUAUCGAGUGAAACGAAUUCAUUAACUGCAGAAAUGUGUACUUACAAUUUUUUAAUUAGUUUUUGUAUUUGGUACAGCGUUUUGAAUGAAGUAAAUAUUGUUAGCAAAUCACUUCAAAAUCCACAAACUAAUUUAAAUACAUCUACAAAGUUACUUAAAGCUCUCCAAAUAUUCUUAACCGAGUACAGAAAUGAUGGUUUUAAUGCGGCCAAAAGAGAAGCAUGUGAUUUAGCAAACAAGUUAAAAAUUGAACCAGCCUUUAAAAUACAACGAUUACGAAAAAAAAAACAAAUGUUUGGAUACGAAGGAGCCGAUGACGUCAUACAAAACACAGAAGAUGAAUUUAAAUGUAAUUACUUCUUAGUUAUAGUGGAUGGUGCAAUAAGUGCAAUAACAAAGCGAUUCGAUCAAAUAAAUACAUUUAAUGACGUUUUUGGAUUUUUGUAUGAUGUUGAAAAACUUUGUUAUGUCCCUGAUUUAGAAAUUUUUAAUUGCUGCAAAGAUUUGGAAAUACGUUUGUCAGAUAAUGACAAAAAAGAUUUAAAUGGUUAUGAUUUAUUCGAAGAAAUAUUAAUUUUCCGCCAUUUAAUUGAUAAAAAUACUACACCACUUCAAGUACUUUCUGAAAUAAAAAAAACGAACGCAUUUCCCAACUUAAAUAUUGCCUUACGAAUUAUGUUGACAAUUCCGCUUACAUCAGCUGGAGCAGAGAGAACAUUCUCAAAAUUAAAACUUAUUAAAACUUAUUUACGAAGUACCAUGUCACAACAAAGACUUACUGGUCUUGCUACAAUUUCUAUAGAAAAAGAACUUCAGAACAACUAA
Messenger RNA from Myzus persicae (green peach aphid), 2541 nucleotides. RefSeq names its product zinc finger MYM-type protein 1-like. The transcript has a single exon. Bases 1 to 2541 code for a protein of 846 amino acids. Gene Ontology annotation, molecular function: protein dimerization activity. The record is from RefSeq and is a predicted model, not a curated record. NCBI's taxonomy places the organism in Eukaryota, Metazoa, Arthropoda, Insecta, Hemiptera, Aphididae.